UUAUGGCUGAAUUUUCAAACUUAACACAAGAGUAAUUGUUUUAGAUGCUCACAUUCGUCCUCUCUGGUGAUAACGAAAAGAUUAAAGAAGCCACACGUGUUUUAAAAAUAUACACAAAAUCAGUGAAUUGUGUUGGACCAUUGGCAUUAAUAAUAUCUCAAAAUGAAAAUGUAUAAAUUAUAUUUAAAUAUAAUAGUAAUAAUUUAGACAUUUAGCUGGUGUAUUAUUAAAAAGAAAUAUGGCUGUAAAUUAUGAUAAAUUAGAUGCUACAGCUUAAACUUAAUUAAAACAAUUAUUAUUAGAGAGAUUCUUUGCAGAACCUAUAAAUCCAAUUAGAACAAGUAUUGGAUCUUUGAUAGGAACUAUUGCAAUUCAAACAUUAGGAAAUAAUUAAUGGCCAGAACUAUUUUAAGUUCUAUAAAAUUAAACAGCAAAAAAUUAAGAUAUUGUUAUUAGAUAAAGAGGAUUAAUGUUAUUAGCUUUAAUUUUUGAUUACUCUGGUGAUAGUUUGAAACCAUUCUACUCUGUAUUUUAUCCAUUUUUCAUUGAAAAUCUAUAAGAUAAUGAUAAAUAAAUCAGAGUAUAAACAGUUAAAUGUUUGAUUUCCUUAUUCGAUAAUAUUGAACAUAUGAACAAAUAAGAAGUAAAUAUAUAAUUUAUAUGAUAGGCUUAAUAAUAUAAGACUCUAGUUGAACCAAUUUUAAGAUUUGUAGAUUAAUGUAUAAAAGAAGGAGAUGAAGAUAAUGCUUAUCAUUGCUUUGAUGCUUUUGGAUAUUUAGCUGAAAGUAAAUUAACAAUAUUAGAUACUCAUUUGGGUAUGAUUGUAGAAUAUGCUGCUAGUUAAAAUGUAAUAAUAAAUUAUUUAUAAAUUAGCUUUUAUUGAAUCCAAAAUGUAGUAGUAAAUUUAAGGAAUGUGUUUUAGAUUUGAUUGAUAAUGUUGUAGAAUACCAUAAAAAGGUAUUAAAUAAGAAUCCAACAUUAUUAAAAUAACUUAUUGAAUGUUUAUCUUUAGUUAUUGCAUAACCAUACACAGAAGAGGAAUUGACUUAAGAUGAAGAACCACUUCAAGAUGUAACCUUAUGGCUCUUAGAAACCUUAGUGAUUGGUUUAGGUAAAAAGAAGACUUUAUUUGGUUUGUUUUUGGAAACAAUCAUAAAAUUAGUAGAUUCAGGAGAUACAAAUUAAAUGAAUGCAGGAUUCUUAAUAUUAGCUGCAAUUACUGAAGGAUUAUAAGAUUAAAUAAGAAGAUAAUUAUAAAAUCCAAUAAUGAAUGUUAUUAUUCCUAAAGGAUUGAAAGAUGAAAGAACACCUGUAAGAGGAGCAACAAUCAAAUGCUUAUCCUAUUUCAGUGAAUGGUUAUGUCCAGAAAUCUUGAGUUAUGAUUAGAUUAUUAUUCCAGAAAUGAUUAAUUGUCUUAAAUCUUAAGAUUACAAGAUUUAUGAAAAAGCUUUAUUGACAAUUGAUAUCUUUGCUGAGAAUAUGGAAUCAGAGAAGAUACUUCCUUAUAUGUAAAGUCUCUUACCUAAUUUGGUUCAAUUAUUCUUACAAUAAACCACAACCUUUAUUGCAAGAAGACAUUGUCUAUCUUCAAUUGGAAGCAUUAUAGUUUCUUCUAAAGAUGCUUUUGCAACCUAUUUGAAGGAUGUUAGUGAAUUAUUACUAUAAGUAUUAAAAGAAAAGGAUACUCCUGAAAUUAUGAGUAUUAAAUCAGAAGCAAUCUAAGUUUUUGGAACUAUAGCUGAAUCAUUCAAAUCUAAUUUAGAAGUUUAGAAUUAAUUGAUUACUCCAUUAGCUCCUUAAAUAUUCGAAUUAUUAACUAAACAUGAAGAUUUUGAAAUCAGAGAAGCUUGUUUAGCCUUCUUUUAUAAUAUGGCUGCAGCUUAAGGUGAAAAGUUUGCUCCAAUUUUCACAUAAAUCAUAAGUUACACUAUGAAAUUGGCAGAAUCCAAAGAAGGAAUCUCUUAUGAUAAAGAAAAGAAAGAGUUCUCUUUAGAUACUGAAUCUGAAGAUGAAAAUCAAUAAGGACCUAUGAGAGUCAAAGUUACUUAAAUGGAUGAGAAAGCAGCUGCUAUACAUGCAUUAGGUUAAUUUGCACUUUCUGUUCCAUAAUAAUUUGGAUAAUAUUUCAAACCAACUUUUGAUAUUUUAGAUGAAACUGUAGAUUUCUUCUAUGAUAAUAUUAGAAUGUAAACUCUAUAAUGUUAUAGAGAUUUAAUAGAAGGAUAUGCUUUAUUCAGACAUAAUGGUGUUUUACCAAAAGUAUAAUUAGGAUUACCUGCAAUUGAAAAUUUAGAUGCUGAAUUCUUAACAUUCUUAUAAACAGAUGUCAUAUAAAAAUUAAUUAGAGUUAUUGCUGAAGAUGAAUCAUAUGAAUGUGUUGCACUUGCAAUAGAUGUCAUUGAUCAUCUUACUAAAAAAUUAGGUCCAUAAAUUGUAUACAAGAAUUUAGAUGAUUUAGCUAAAGUAAUUACAUUAGUGUUGAAUAAAAAAAUUAAGUGUUUAGGAGCUGACCUUGAUUCUGAAGGUGAAGGGGAAGAAGAAAAUGACUCUGAUAUGAAUCUUAAUGUUUUGGAAAAUCUCACUGAUUUAAUUCCUACAUUAGCUAAAAAUCUAAAAAAUGGAUUUGUUCUUAUGUUCAGAGAGAUCUUCCCUCAUUUGGCAACCAAUCUCCAUAAAGAUAAAGAAAUUGAUGAUAUCAUAUGUACAGUUGGAUGUCUUGCUUAAAUUUUUGAAUACGAACCAAGUCUUAUUGUAGAAUGUCAAUAAGUUGUUAUACCAUUCUUGUUAAAUACUGUUCCUGCUAUUGGAGAUUAAGAAUUGAAUAGAAAUGCAGCAUAUGCUUUAGCUACAUAUUGUGAAUUUGGACAAUAAAAUGAUGUUGCUUCAGCUCUACCUUAAAUUAUUUAAACACUUACAAACAUCUUUACAAGUGCUACUACUUACAGAGAAGCAGCUGAAAAUGCUACUGCUGCUGUUUGCAGAAUUCUUAUUAGAUUCCCAUAAGCUUUACCAUUAGAAACAACACUUGAUCAUAUCAUAGCAUAAUUGCCAUUCAAAGGAGAUGUUGAAGAAAAUUUCACUGGAUUAAGAUUCUUAGUAAAUUUAGGAAAUACUAUUCCUGAUCUUAUUACACCAAGAAUGGAAUAAGUAAUAAAACUAUUAUUAGAUUCACUCAUUUAAAAAGAACAUUAUAAAGUAUGAAAUAUUUCUAUUAUUAAUAGCUUAAAGAAGAUUAAUUAAACUUUAUUGUAUCUACUGUAAAGGGUUUGAUAUAAAAUCAAUAAUACAAAGCAGUUAUAGAAAAUAUUAUUUUGAAUGUUUAAGAUUAAGGAUAAAAAAACAAAGUAAUCGCUCUUCUUUAAUGAU
This is a messenger RNA of Paramecium pentaurelia, 3366 nucleotides long. NCBI's taxonomy places the organism in Eukaryota, Ciliophora, Oligohymenophorea, Peniculida, Parameciidae. The record is from the annotation of a GenBank genome assembly.